Messenger RNA from Zophobas morio, 808 nucleotides. RefSeq lists its product as uncharacterized. The transcript is spliced from 7 exons. NCBI's taxonomy places the organism in Eukaryota, Metazoa, Arthropoda, Insecta, Coleoptera, Tenebrionidae. Bases 64 to 723 code for a protein of 219 amino acids. The record is from RefSeq and is a predicted model, not a curated record.
AUUACUAAAAUUUUACAGGAAAUAGACUCUGAUUUUGUUUUUAUAAAAGAAAUAUCUUAUAAUAUGUUACAACAAUCAAAAAAAUUAGUUCAAAACGCUCAAUAUUUUUACCAGAUUUUGCAGGUUUGGGAGAACUUUUUUACACUUUUCCAAAUCAAAAGAAAAGAUCCUCUGCAACAUAUGAAAAAUCUCUCCUUAAGUGGGGAGUGGAAGGCUUCAGCAGAAAAUAUAGUUGUUAACACUUCUUCUAUCGCCUUUAGUGAAAUGCACAGCUAUUCUCCCCCCCGAACCUCGACUCCAAUUGCCCCUUCUACUUCUAAUAGUUGUAUAGAAGCAUUGCAAUCACGUUCUCUUUCCAAAUGCCCAUUCAAAGAGCCCUGCACUCAAGAAACUUCUUUUAUCAAAACCGAUACUCCCGUACUGUCUGCGCUGGACUCUACUCUCAAAAAAGGGUACAUUAUGUCUAGUGAAAUUUUGUUAAAUCAGAACUUUAAAUGCUGCCCACUCGAUCUGUCUAAGUUUCCUACCAGUUUUCAGACGGGAGUUGGCGCAAGGCACCUAACCGACUUGUUUAUGUUCUUCAAGCAAACCAGAACCCCAUUGAGUGUCGACGAAGUAAGAGCUGCUUUCCCGGCCUUCGAGCCUGAAAGGCUGGCGCUGUAUUUGGGUUUACUAGUUUCAAGGAAAAUUCUGUCUGCCGACGGAAAUAAUAUACUAAAAUAGAAAAACAAUAAUCUCAUGCAAAUCAAGCAAUUUUACAGCCCCUUUAUUACAGUAAAUAAUUAAAAUAAAGCAGUUUAAAUGUUUA